Messenger RNA from Cricetulus griseus (Chinese hamster), 4263 nucleotides. NCBI's taxonomy places the organism in Eukaryota, Metazoa, Chordata, Mammalia, Rodentia, Cricetidae. The record is from RefSeq and is a predicted model, not a curated record.
CUGCGUGCUUCGCCCAGAUACUUCCGGUGCGACGGGCCUAGUGCUGUCGCUCUGCAAGCGGCCACCGAACGCCGCCAAUUACCUAGAUCCUGCUGCUGCCCUUGCGGCCACGCAAUGGAGCGCCUUGAUAAAGCGGCGCUGAACGCGAUGCAGCCUCCAGAGUUUAGAAAUGAAAAUUCUUUAGCUUCAACCCUCAAGACACUCCUGUUCUUCACAGCUUUAAUGAUCACAGUUCCUAUUGGGUUAUAUUUUACAACCAAAUCUUAUGUAUUUGAAGGUGCCCUCGGAAUGUCCAAUAGAGACAGCUACUUUUAUGCUGCAAUUGUUGCUGUUGUUGCUGUUCAUGUCGUUCUGGCCCUGUUUGUGUAUGUCGCUUGGAAUGAAGGUUCAAGACAGUGGCGCGAAGGCAAACAGGAUUAAAGUGAACAUCACCUUUUGAUAACAUGAAAUUUAUUUUUUGAAUAUGUUAAGUACUUCUGGGAUAUUGAUAAUGAAUACAUUUUGCUUGAAUAAAGUUGAAAGGACAUGGUAAAAUCAAUCUUAAGGAGUCAGUCGCAUUUGGCUAAAUUUUGACCCUCCCAAUAAUGUGGUCACUUAGAACUUUGAAUCUCCAUUUUCAAAUGAACAUUUGGAAAAGUCCGAUAGGUACAAAUGUAUAUGUUAAGAGAGUUAUAUCGCAUGCUAGGAAAAAUUUAAUUACCUUAUAAUAACAAAAAUGUAUAGCAAUUUGCCUUAUACUUGCUUUUCAGUUUUAUUUAUUUGGCUAGAUUAAGAAACACUCAGUGAAGCAAAUCUAAACUUCCCUUUUCACCGGUGGACUUCCUGGAAAAUACCAGGCACUUGGAUUUGUGAUUCUAAUUUCCUGUAGAAAGUUACCUAAAUUGUAGGCAAUGUAGAUAACCUGAAUGUCACUGAGAAAUGAUAACUCUCACAUUCCAUUUUUUAAUGGGGAAAGCUGCUGAAAUUGAACUCAUUCAUACAAAGAAUUUAGGAUUACUGAGUCAAAGAAUUGAGUUAGCUGUCAGCAUUGUGAUUAUCAUACUAACAUUGUACCCUUAUUUUUAUUUGAAAUUAGGCUUCAGUUGCAAAGUUUAUCAAAAUCCCAUUUAAUGUAUUGUUCUACUUUAAAAUAGAUAGUAUAUGACAAGUAUUAGAAUGCCAAAAUGUUCAGCUUUCACACACAAGAGUGUAUACAGUCUGGAAAACAUCAUAUUUCUUAUGAGGUAUUCUUGGAGUUUGUGUUGAUUUUGUUUUUAUCAGAGCUAAGUUACAUCCUGUAUUUAUAGAUAAUCCUUGAAGCCUUUUUUGAUGAGAACACCCCAGCCUCAGAAAAAAAAAAAAAAGCCCUGUUACCUUGCUUCGGUACCUUCAGUCUAUGGUCAGUUAAACCACUUGGUACUGUGUAUAUGCAAUCUAAAACUGGUAUCCCCCAAAUAUUUAUUUCUUAUUAAAAGUUCAUAAUAUAUGUUUUAUAAAACACUGGAAAAAUACAUAUAAAAAUAGAAAGUAAAAAAUUGGCCCAUAAUGUUACUACCUGCAGUUCACAACCCCAUGCAGUUUUGAAAGAUGUUUCUUAAUGCUGAUUCCAUACACAGUACAGCCUUGCUUUAAGUUUCCAUCUUUCCAACUUCACCAAAGAGCUGUUUGCAGUUUUUCAGAUAUGUGAUAACUUCCCAUUGUCUUACAAGGCACAUUCUAUCUUUAGUCUUCUAAAAUUCACAUUUCAAUGUUUUUAACUAUAAAAUAUUGAGAUAACUCAGUUUAAAUACUGUGUAACAUGUACAUAUAUCAAAACAUUACAUGACACCCUAUAAGCUAUAUGCUUUUUGUUUUUAUGUAUCAGUUCAAUUUAAUUGUAAAAAUGAAGUUCAAAUACCUGUUACUGAUAAUCCUUAUGUAAUGAGUGCCCCUGCUUAAAUGUUUGCCAUUAUUGAUUUGUCUGCUGUUAUUUUAUGCUGUGGAGCUAGAAUAGAGAAAUAGGUGAUUAGACAUAAAGAUAUGUGUUUGUGUUAUAUUAUUGUUGCAAAAAUAAGAUUAAUGUGAUUAUUGAAGGAUUGUUCUUAAUUCUUAAAUUUAACUAUUAUAUGUAAUUUGUAUUUAAAAGUGAGUAUCCUAAAUAUAAGGGUCUUUAUUUUGUAAAGACUGCAAUGUUUAGUAUUAUGAUAUUUGAGUCUCAGACAUUGUAUGCUAGAUUUCUAGAUGGUUACCUUAGUAGGUGGCCUAUUGUAUUUAGAACUGUCCACUCAUUUUCUUCUUAUAUAAUGCUGAGGUUUCUUUAGGGAUCUUGUACUAUUUGUAAAAUACACUGUUGGGUUAUUUUGUUUGAUUUCAAACAUUGCUAACUACAUAAUGGUACAGGUGUUUUUAAAAGUAUUUUAACCAGGGAUACAUGUAAACACAUGUAGUCCCAUUUCCCUUGGGAUUAAAGUACAAUGUGUUUGAACAUUAAAAUCAAAUAUUCACAUUGAUACUUAGAAUUAUUACAGAAUAGAUUUGUUUUCAAAGCUGUUAAUUGUUUUCUAGAAUUUUGACUGCUCACUCAUGAUUUUGCUGCUGUUAGCUAUGUUAAUGAAUGUGGUAUUUGACACAUAGACAUUUUUUUCAAGGUUUCUAACUAGUUUCCUCUUGCACAAAGUACAUAUUUCAUGAUGUGUUAGAAGAAAAGCUAGAGAUGAACUGUUAAGUGUUUUCCGGCAGGAAUAUGUUCACUGAUGUUCAAAAUCUGAUUGAAACAGUAUUCUCAAUUAGGGAGUAUAGCUUGAAAUGUAAGUGCAAGCUAUUGAUUUUACCCCAUUUAUUGUAACAAUACCUUCUUUAUCUUCUGAUGUUUCUCCUAAAUAAUGUUUAUCCCAACUACUGAAGAAAUGGAAGUCUGCUGUAAGAUGCAUCUAGUAUCAUUCAUUCUUCAAAUGGCUGCCAAUUCACGUUACAGUAGCAUUCUGGUUUGUAAUGAUAGUAAAGAAUUUUAAACCUGCUAUUCAGAAUAAUUGGGUGUUUCAUGGGAAUCUAGUAGUAAUUAUAAUAACUUGAAAGUUUACAUUAGAAAAGUCAUACCUAGCCAGCUGUGGUGGCAUAUACCUGUACUUCCAGUGUUUGGGAAGCAGAUGCAGGAGGAUCGGGAGUUCAAGGCCACCCUGGGACUAAAUGAGAGCCUGUCUCAAAACAACAACAAAACCCUACAAAAACAAUGAAUUUGGCUUUAACAAAAGAAGCAACCAAUGGGCUUGUAUUUAUUUUCAUAUAACCUUAUAUAGAUGGAACAUUCAAACAGGACAGUAAAAGUAUUUUGAUAAGUAAGAUGCACCCAAGGAAGGCUAAGGGUGCAGGUACAGGAAAGAAAGGAUUGAAACCCAAUUUUACUUGUAUCCACUAUGUGUCCAGACAAUUUCAUAUUUAGUCAUAGCAAAUUAUAGACUUGUUAGGCCUAUUUGAUAAUUGGUUCAAUGAUGGCAGUAUAUUAGUCGCUUGUCUUGGGCCAAUGGCAGGUUUCUUUACUGUCAAGUUCUCUCAUUCACUAGUAAAAUGUACAACCAUUCAGACUCAACUCCUAGCUUCUAAGUUCAUUUUCAGCGGGAGUUGUGCUGCAGUGCACUUGAGUAGCUUGACAAAACUUCUUUUCAGGGGGAUGGAAUUAUCUUAAAAAUGAAUUACUCUAAAAGACAUUGGGAAGCUACCCAUCAAUACUUACCCUAUGAAUAGUUUAACCCUUCAUUCCUUAGAAAACUCCAGAAUCUCUCCAUAUCGCUGCCGGCCAUGCUUACACUUGUGUUAAUUGCUAUGUGUGCUUGUAGUAGCUGUUCUUUUUAAGAUGUUCCGUAAGUCAUAUUGUCAGAUAUGCAAUCUAGUCUUCCUUCCACGUUUGGUGAAAUCUCACUGAACAGGAAUAAUAGCAAUAGCUAACAACAUCUGCACAGCACCUUACAGUUUGCAAAGAACGUUCACAAUCUUGUCUGAGUUUGCAUAGUGAACAUGUUACAGAGAUGUCCCUUGAUGUCAAUGCUGAGUGUUAGAAGUUUUAGUCACCAGUGUCACUUGCUAUGCUGUGGCCACGACUGGGGGUGGGGUGGGGCGUGGUAGUGCCAAUGUGUUGUCUGUAAAGCUUGUAUCAUCACAAUGGGGCCUGCAUUUCUUAGCCACUUGCAUCAGACUGACUUGUUAAGUGAUGCUUUUCUAGUCUUUUCCUGAAUGGUUUUUGUAUUCAGUAUCGUAGCCUGUGAUUUGUAUUAAUUUACCACUUGUUGUCAUUAAAUAUCUGUAAUGCUA